AUGUCCAAUCCAGAAGGUAGUCAAUACGGUAGUAGUCCCAAUCAGUCCAAUCUGGUGUCUGGUAUACAUGGUGAAUUAGGCUUAGGAUAUAGUCAUUACAUAGUGUCUGAAUCAUCUCUAGUGUUGGAAUUAGGCUCAAAUGUAUUGUUUAGUGUCAGUUCUAAUGGGUAUCAUGUUUAUAAAACUAGCCCAUAUGAUAAUAUAGAGCUUAAAUCGUGUAUAGAGUUAUGGAAUAAUGAAUUGGUACAUGUUGAAAUGUCUAGUGAUGCUAAUACUCAGAAGAUAAUUAGGUUAAUUGAUGCUAUUGUCAAGGAAGAGGAAGCGUUCGUAUUGGCCUAUUCGGAAUAUAUUAUGGACAAAGAAGGGAUAUUAUGUGUUAGUGUCGAGAAACUUCAGAGUUAUGUAGAUGUUAGUAAGCUUAAUCGAUGGCUGUUAAAUGAUAUAGUGACUUUAUAUGGUUCAACGUUUGAUAAUUGGUUGCGUGCUGUUAGGAGAUAUAAAUUAUUGUACUUUGAGAAUAU
This is a messenger RNA of Ambispora gerdemannii, 521 nucleotides long. Lineage: Eukaryota; Fungi; Glomeromycota; Glomeromycetes; Archaeosporales; Ambisporaceae. The record is from the annotation of a GenBank genome assembly.